Messenger RNA from Puma concolor (puma), 1369 nucleotides. It is a transcript of the gene GPANK1, whose product is annotated as G-patch domain and ankyrin repeats 1. Gene Ontology annotation, molecular function: nucleic acid binding; protein binding. NCBI's taxonomy places the organism in Eukaryota, Metazoa, Chordata, Mammalia, Carnivora, Felidae. The record is from RefSeq and is a predicted model, not a curated record.
UGUUAAAGUCUGUUCUUGUUUGGGAAGAAUACCCCGACCAUAGGAUCAAGGAAGAUUUAAAGGGCCAGGCUGAUUGUUUCCUUAAUGCAGGUCUCCGGAGGUGGCUCUGAUCAAUGCAGAGCCACGAAGCGAUUGGCUUGCUUGUCUCAGCCUUUGUCUAGUCUCAUCCUCCCAGUUUACCCAAGAGCCAUGUCCAGGCCCUCCCUCAUCACCUUCACCCCGGCCACCAGUGCCAGUGACCUCUGGAAAGAUGGGCAGCAGCAGUCACAGCCUGAAGAGCUGGAGCCCACCCUGGAUGGGGCUGCAGCCCGGGCGUUCUAUGAGGCCCUGAUUGGCGAUGAAAGCAGUGCCCCUGAAUCCCAGAGAUCUCAGCCUGAACCUGCCAGUAAGAGAAAGAGGAAGAAGAGAAGAAUAAUGAGGGAAGCUGCUGCAGGAACCUCAGGAGGACAUGGACAAAGGAGAUCCCUUGAGGCGGAGGACAAAAUGACCCAGUGGAUACUAAGGGCAGCCCAAGAGGGUGACCUAGCAGAACUAAGAAGGCUGUUGGAUCCCCGUGAGGCAGGGGGAGCUGGGGGCAACAUCAAUGCUCGGGAUGCCUUCUGGUGGACCCCCUUGAUGUGUGCUGCUCGAGCAGGCCAGGGAGCUGCUGUGCGCUAUCUCCUGGGCCGUGGAGCUGCCUGGGUAGGGGUCUGUGAGCUGGGUGGCAAGGAUGCUGCUCAGCUGGCUGAAGAAGCAGGCUUCCCUGAGGUGGCCCGCAUGGUCAGAGAGAGCCAUGGAGAGACAAGGAGUCCAGAGAACCGGUCACAAUCACCCUCCCCCCGGUACUGUGAGACCUGCGAUGCCCACUUCCAAGACUCUAACCAUUGUACAUCCACUGCUCACCUGCUGUCACUGUCCCGCGAUCUCAGGUCCCCCAACCUGCCCCUUGGGGUGCCCACCUCCAGCCCAGGCUUCAAGCUGCUGCUGAGGGGAGGCUGGGAGCCUGGAAUGGGGCUGGGACCCCGGGGUGAGGGCCGCACCAACCCCAUCCCCACUGUCCUCAAGAGGGACCAAGAAGGACUAGGCUACAGAUCAGUGCCCCAACCCCGAGUCACACACUUCCUGGCUCGGGAUACUCGGGCUGUGGCUGGGAGGGAGAGAACCCCUCGGGUGACCACACUGAGCCGCAGGGAGGAAAGAAAGCAGAAGGAGAAGGACAGGGCCUGGGAGCGGGACCUAAGGACAUACAUGAACCUUGAGUUGUGACCUUGGUAAGGUCUGAUCAUGGUCUAUUGCUAAGUCUGAACUUGGACAUACGCACUUUGGCUUUUACUUCCUGGGGUCUGCCCAGUUUCUAGAUCCUCAGGUUUUGUUUAGUGGGCUCUGCCUU